Frankliniella occidentalis (western flower thrips) is the source of this 2576-nucleotide messenger RNA. Its product is annotated as mastermind-like domain-containing protein 1. The transcript is spliced from 7 exons. The record is from RefSeq and is a predicted model, not a curated record. Lineage: Eukaryota; Metazoa; Arthropoda; Insecta; Thysanoptera; Thripidae. The coding region runs from base 45 to 2432 and encodes 795 amino acids.
GGCCGCGCCGAGGGCUAGUCCUCCAGGAGAACACGGCCGUCAAGAUGCGGACCGGAGCGCACAAGGCGUGGUGCUCGCGGUGGGGCGCUUUGGUCCUUGCCGCGGCGCUACUCUCCGCGGUCCUCGCGGACCCGACCCCCGAGCCGUCGCCCGCACCCUCCCCAGCGGCGCCGCCCACGACGUCCACCACCACCACGACGACUACCACCACCACCAACACGGCAGCGGCCAGCUCGACGGCGGCCUCGCCCAGCGUCAGCGACGAACCCGGGCCGCCCCGCAGCACGCGGUCCGACGCUGCCGUCGCGGCCGACCCCCUACUAGAGGCCGCUGGCGAGGAUGACGGCGAGGAGGGCGGUCCCAACCAGAAGCGCGAGGACCGCAACAAGGACGAGCGCGGCCAGGACCGCGACAUGGAGCGCGGCCAGGACCGCGACGACCAGGCGACUCGUGAGCAGCACCAGGUCGCCAUCCUGAAGCAGAUCAACCGAGUCAACGAGGACGGCUCGUACACCUUCGGCUACGAGGCCGCCGACGGCAGUUUCAAGAUCGAGACGCGCGACGUGCUCGGCCACGUCAAGGGCAUGUUCGGCUUCAUCGACGAGAAGGGCCAGCUCAAGCGCGUCUCCUACACGGCCGCCAACGGCACGGGCUUCCAGGCCGACCCCACGCCGCCCGCCGCGCCCGCCGCCCCACAGCAGGUGCCGGGGGCGGUGUACCAGCAGGUUAUCCGGCCCACGGCCCGCCGGAGACCCAGCGCCGUCCGGCUGGUAGUGGCGCCGCCGACCUCCACGGCGCCACCCGAGGCCCGCGGCGACCCCGUCAUCCAGCAGAUACCCCGCCGACACAACGGGCUGUCGUCCACCGCCCUGCCCGCGACGUCCACGUCCUCGCCGUCGCUGUCCUCGACGCGCGCCCCCGGCCGCCACGUCCUGGUGCUGGCCACGCCGGCACCCGGCGCUGACGGCAGCACGCCGACGCCCGCGCCGUACGGCCAGUUCGUGCGGCGCACCGAGCCGCGCAGGCCCGUCCUGGUGCUGGGCUCCCCGACCACGGCCGCCUCCACGUCCACCACGUCCACCACGGCGGCGCCCGUGACGGAGGACAGCGCCAGCGGCGAAGCGGCGGACGGCAGCCGGGACCGCGAGGGCAACGAGCUGCGGAGGCAGCUGCCGCUGCCACCCCUGCCGCCGCUGGGGCCGCUGUCCGCGCUGGCCGCUGACCGCGACGUGGACCCCCUGGGGCUGUCCGGUCUGUCCCCCGGCGCGGGGCAGCUGCUGCGGCUGCUGUCCGCGCCCGGCGGGCCCGCCCCGCUCGGCCGCGGCGACACCGGCGACGUCUACGGCGGCGGCGGCUCCAACGCGGCGUCCGGCGCCGUCCCGCACGGCCUGCACGCGCUGGGCACGGCGCCGCACUACUCGGGCGUGCUGCGCCAGGGCCCGCGCGCGCUGCAGCAGCAGCUCCUGCAGCAGCACAUCCUCGCCGACCUCGACCUCACGCCGCGGCCGCGGCCGCCACAGGAAUACGACGACUACUACGGCGGCGCCUCCCCGCUGCCCCUGCCGCCGCCGGGGGCGGGCGCCGGCCACCUCCCCGCCGCCGGCGCCGCCCCCCUGGAGCCCGGGCAGCAGCCGCCGACACGGGCGCCGGCCGGGCCGCUGCCCCCGCUCCAGCUCGAGCCCGCCGUCGCCAUGGCCCUCGAGCAGUUCCUCAUCUCCAGGGGCAUCCGGCUGCGGCCGUACCGCCCGUACGCGCCGCCCCCGUACAUGAUGCGCUACCGGCCGCCGUACGCGCCGCCCCCGUACUACGACGACGACCCGUACGGCUAUGACCCGUACCUCGUUCAGCGCCACCCCUACCACAUGUACCACCGCGGCUACCCGUACGACCCGUACGCCUACCAGCAGCCCUACCCGUACCCGCAGUACAGCCCGUACCAGCAGCAGCAGCAUCACCAGCAGCAACUUCAGCAGCAGCAGCAUCAUCAUCAGCAGCAGCAGCAGCAGCAAGGGCUGUUCGUACCCGUGCGGCCUCCUCUGAGCGCGUACCGGCGCGCGCAUCAGCCCGUGCAAGACGAAGUAGUGCAGCAGCACCAGCAGCAGCAGUACGACCCGCGCCAGGAGCUGCUCAUCCGUAUGCUCAUCAACAGGAUGCAGCAGCAGCAGCAGCUGCAGCAGCAGCAGCAGGUGCGCCAGGUGUCGCGCGGGGGCGGUCCGCAGCUGCAGCAGGCGCAGCUGUACGACCAGCAGGCGCAGCUGUACGACCAGCAGCUGCAGCAGGCGCUGCCCACCAGCAUCGUGUCCUCCACCACGCAGGCGCCGCCGUCCACCUCGGCGCGGGUGCGGAGCGUCAAGAUCCUGGAGCCGGACGCGGAGGGCAGCGAGCUCAGCCCCACCACCGUCAAGCCGCCCGUCGGCGGCGUGCAACCGUGAUAGAGGUCCGCGGGGUCACCGCGGGUCAACGACGUCAGGGGGGUCAACAUCACCGGCGGCAGCCACUCAACUUUUCCCCAUAAGCGGGGCCUAACCUGGCGAGACGGCCGCUCUAAUCAGACAGACGACUGACUUCCCGGGAUC